CUCAUUAAUGCUUCUCUGAGCUCACCACCUCACCACCGCAGAGAAACAGAGAGAGAAGGGGAUUUUGUGCUGUUCCAACUUCCAAGAAGCUGAGAGGGGGAGAGAGAGAGGCUUGAGCUUCGAUCUAUGUGUUCGGAGCUGCAAUUUUGAAAGGGAGUACAAGAGGGGGAGGCGGCGAGUCCAAGAUUUUAGUUGGAGUGAGGGGAGAAAGCCACGAGGCGACGACGCCCAUGCGCGCGAGCUCGGCCGCUGUGUGAGGAGGGGUGGUGGAAGAAACCCAGGAUGACGGGGGUGGUGGUGGUCUCGACGGGGUGCAAGGGCGGAAGCGUGGGGAAGAAGAGGGGCGGCGGCGGCGGGGAGGAGGCGGAGGAGCGGGAGAGGCAGCAGCUGUCGGUGCUGGCGCUGCUGCUCGCGGCCGUGCGGAGGUCGGUCGUGGCGUGCCGGGUGGAGCGGGGGCCGGACCGCGUCGCCGGCGGCGGUGGCGGCUGCCGCUGGGGAGAGGACGACGAGGACGCGGCCGCCCCCGAGCUGGCGGAGAUGGAGAUCGGCUGGCCGACCGACGUCCGCCACGUCGCGCACGUCACCUUCGACCGCUUCCACGGCUUCCUCGGCCUCCCCGUCGAGUUUGAGGUGGAGAUGCCUCCCCGCGUCCCCAGCGCCAGUGCGAGUGUGUUCGGUGUCUCGGCCGAAUCAAUGCAAUGCACCUACGAUGGCAAGGGAAACUCGGUCCCCACGAUACUGCUGCUUAUGCAGGAGAGGUUGUAUGGUCAGGGCGGGCUAAAGGCUGAAGGGAUCUUUCGCAUAAACCCGGAGAAUGACCAAGAAGAGCAUGUGAGGGAUCAACUGAACAAAGGAGUUGUUCCUGAGGACAUUGAUGUUCACUGCUUGGCAAGCCUCAUUAAGGCAUGGUUCAGGGAACUUCCUGAAGGUGUGCUGGAUAGCCUCUCCCCGGAGCAGGUUCUGCAAUGCAAUUCUGAAGAGGAAUUCCUAGAGCUUGUGACGCUACUGCGCCCCACUCCAGCUGCACUCCUCAAUUGGGCUGUUGAGCUAAUGGCUGAUGUUGUGGAGGAGGAGGAGCUAAACAAGAUGAAUGCUAGAAACAUAGCCAUGGUGUUUGCCCCCAACAUGACUCAGAUGUCAGAUCCUUUGACAGCCCUGAUGCAUGCUGUGCAAGUCAUGAACUUUCUCAAAACAUUGAUCUUGAGGACGCUUCGAGAGCGUGAUGAUGUAGCUCCUGGAGAUUACACUCCAUACUCAUCUCCAGCAUCUUCCGGUCGGCAUUCUGAUGCCGAAUACUAUGGCAGUGAGCGGGAGAUGAUGGACAGAAGCUGUGAGCUGAGCGAUAUGCACAGCCAGAUCAGCAAGUCCGGGGGGCAGGUGGAUUAUUUGGUGAGGUACAACACCUGUUUCGACAGUGAACAGGAAGGCGACCAUCCCCUCACUGAAGCCGAGGAGGUGUUCUUGGAUCGGCUGGAAAGCCAACUCGAAGAUGACAGACCAGAGGGAAGCACAAGCAAACAGCACGAAGUAAGCUCCGAGAUUGUGGAAAUGGAGGACGAUCAACCUGAGCUGAAAUCUGAAACCAAGGCAUUGGAGGACAUAGAAGAAGAAGAAGAAGAAGAAGAAUGUGCAGAGUUAUUGAAAUGAUAGUCUUGUGUUCUUGGGCAGGUAGAUCUUGUGGUUUUUACUCUCUGGUGGAUUGAGUUUGUCAACAUCUGGUUGAAAUGUAUUGCUUGUAGUGUCUGAACUUAACUCUGCUGGUGCUUGGAUAUGUCCAUGUGGGUCAUUCAUAUCUGUCCUGCCGUAGGACACCACCAGGAUUCACUGCUGUAUGGUCAACAGUGUUGUAUGGAAAUGACUGCAUUAGUGUGCACUCGAUGUUACUCUAUCUGUACAAAAAAUCUUCUUUUAUUUUUUCAUAUGUGACUUAAUUUCUAAUUCUU
Messenger RNA from Triticum urartu, 1943 nucleotides. Its product is annotated as rho GTPase-activating protein 5. The record is from RefSeq and is a predicted model, not a curated record. Lineage: Eukaryota; Viridiplantae; Streptophyta; Magnoliopsida; Poales; Poaceae. Gene Ontology annotation, molecular function: GTPase activator activity. Gene Ontology annotation, biological process: signal transduction.